Molecule: messenger RNA, 414 nt
Organism: Solanum stenotomum
Lineage: Eukaryota; Viridiplantae; Streptophyta; Magnoliopsida; Solanales; Solanaceae
Product: copper transporter 1-like
Exons: 1
Coding region: 1-414 (137 amino acids)
Biological process (GO): copper ion transmembrane transport; intracellular copper ion homeostasis
Cellular component (GO): plasma membrane
Molecular function (GO): copper ion transmembrane transporter activity
Source: RefSeq, a predicted model, not a curated record
AUGGACAUGCCUCAUGAUCAAAAUAUGCCUAUGAUUAUGAACAUGGUGAUGCAAAUGAAUUUCUAUUGGGGUAAAGAUGUGACAAUAUUAAUCAAAGGAUGGCCAAACAAUAACCUAGGCAUGUACAUAUUGUCUUUGUUUUUUGUUUUCUUUAUGGCAUUUCGUGUUGAAACUAUGUCAAUGGGUCCAAUAAUGAUCAACAAAAGGCCCAUUGGGAUUAUUCAACCUGGGAUUUAUUAUACUCUUCGAAUGGUUCUUGUUUAUUUUGUUAUGCUUGCUGUUAUGUCCUUCAACAUUGGGAUUUUCAUUGUUGCUAUUUUAGGCCAUGGUUUGGGCUAUGUCGUUGUUAAAUACCGUGAACUUGUCGCGGCUGAGAUGACCACGGAUUCAAAUGGUACUGAUCCUCAAGUUUAA